GCCACUCUGCCACUGGGAAGUAGGCUACGGAAUCGGAAACUGGCGCCCUGGCAACGUGGGCGUGGCAGUACCUCCCCCGCAGUCAUUAGCGGUAUCUAGUACACGAUAACCACGCAAUAAUCGAUGCUCCAACUUGUCUUCUUUAUCAGGUGGCGCACAUGCAAAAAUAUUCCGAGCCCAUCAUCGUGACAAACGAUGAAGUCAGUCUUUAGUCUUCCUCCCGGCAUUACGGCUGCUUAAAAUGGGAACUGCAAACUGGUUAACUAUUAUAAUAGUGGUGACCUCACUGGGUCAGCGAACCUAUGGCCUGGAUUUCGAGGAGUGUGCCAGUGCCCCACAAAUGGGAGUUUACGUGGCCAGCUCCAGCAACUGCUCCAAAUACAUUUACUGUGCCGGUCCAGGUUCCUUCGAGGCCGAGUGCUUGGCCGGUCAUUACUACGAGGAGAAGUUGGAGCGCUGUGUGGAUCGGGAACUGGUGAAGCGGUGUCAGGAUCCCUUGGUUAGCCCCACCAAAUCCCCUCAAGCGGUUAAGAGACCACCCAAUGCAGCCCAGAAGGCGGAGCCACUGUCCAUCACCCUGCGACUCUUGCCCAACGCAGGACCCUGCUAUCCCUAUAUGGUGUGCUACGAAGGAGCGGGCCUGUCAAAAGCCUGUACACCCGCCCACCUGGUGUCCUGCAAUCGGGUGCCUUCCCCGGAGAACUUCACCAACUGCCAGCCGGGUAUUUUUGGAUUUAUGGCACACCCACGGAACUGCGCUUACUUCUACUACUGCUCCAAUGGCACCAAGCUGAUCCACCGAUGUCCUGCGGGCUACACCUGGCACUACGAGCGGAGAUCCUGCGUGCAGCAGUCCGAGAAGAAGUGCUAUUCCGAUAGACUUCGGCUGACGCAACCGAAGUCUGGGAGAAGGUACUUCUAAUGUUAGGAUGUAGAUUUAAUU
Drosophila biarmipes is the source of this 943-nucleotide messenger RNA. RefSeq lists its product as uncharacterized. The coding region runs from base 242 to 922 and encodes 226 amino acids. The record is from RefSeq and is a predicted model, not a curated record. Gene Ontology annotation, molecular function: chitin binding. NCBI's taxonomy places the organism in Eukaryota, Metazoa, Arthropoda, Insecta, Diptera, Drosophilidae. The transcript has a single exon. Gene Ontology annotation, cellular component: extracellular region.